AUGUAUGUUGGCACCGUCCGCGUAAUUAACGAAAUGUUACAUCGCGUAAAUUUAAGAAAACGAAACGUAUCGAUAAUCGCAGUUCGAUUGUCGACAGCGCACGUGGCCACCGAUUCGUCGCACGAGAACACCACGUGAUAGCCUGGCUCAGCCUGCGCAGAGGUUGUUGUCGCGUCAAGUCGUUGAUUUCGUCGGUCGUGUAUAGUCAGAAUGAGUAUCGCCCCUUUUGCACGAAUUGGCAGCUCUGCGAUGGGUCUCAGGAGAAAUCUAAAUUGCUGGACAGCAGCGAUCACGAAGAAGCAUAGAAAGACAUAUGAACGAACAUAUCCCACAACACUUGUUUUCCCAAAUGGUAGCAGUAUAGAAAUCGACUAUUUUGAACCACGAAAGAUAAUAAUAUUGCCAUUGAAUCUGGCUGAUUUAACGGAGGAGCAACAAAAGGCCAGACUUGCAAUGCGUAUACAGAAAACAAAAGUAGUAAUAACUGAAGAAAUUGAGGACAGCUUCGAUGAGAAUAGAUAUCUGAAUUUCAAAAAGUGAAUAUUUUAACAUUUCUCUCCAAUUUGUAUUAUACCCGUUAUUUAUGUAUAAGUACAAAAUAGUAUCUCUUUUGUGCAUUUACCAGGAGAGUCUGUUUUGUUCGUAUCAAUGUUUUCUAUAUUAUUAAUUGUUGUACUGGUUUAUAUGAUAUGACACAGUGAAUGUAAAUACUAUUAUUAAAAACAUUUGUGAUACCAUGAAUUGUAGUGAUAGCGAAAUUUCAUGCUAUCAUCAUCCACCAAAAUGAAUUUCUUUUGAUAAAAUAAGAAGCAUUACAUGUAGGACAUCAAUUUUCUGUAAUAAUAGCAUUAUUUUAUAAGUAAAUGUUUAUAAUCUCUGUAGCUCAAUAACUCAAAGCACAAUAUGAAUAGAUGAAUAGAAGAAGAAUGAA
Messenger RNA from Odontomachus brunneus, 931 nucleotides. It is a transcript of the gene mRpL55, whose product is annotated as 39S ribosomal protein L55, mitochondrial. The record is from RefSeq and is a predicted model, not a curated record. The transcript has 2 exons. Gene Ontology annotation, molecular function: structural constituent of ribosome. Bases 211 to 540 code for a protein of 109 amino acids. Gene Ontology annotation, cellular component: mitochondrial large ribosomal subunit. Gene Ontology annotation, biological process: translation. Lineage: Eukaryota; Metazoa; Arthropoda; Insecta; Hymenoptera; Formicidae.